Molecule: messenger RNA, 1779 nt
Organism: Megalops cyprinoides (Indo-Pacific tarpon)
Lineage: Eukaryota; Metazoa; Chordata; Actinopteri; Elopiformes; Megalopidae
Gene: cd151
Product: CD151 molecule
Exons: 9
Coding region: 177-959 (260 amino acids)
Cellular component (GO): membrane
Source: RefSeq, a predicted model, not a curated record
UCAACGCAAACCCUUUAUACUCGCAUUCCUUCUACGUUCUCAGCGAUUGAGAAAAGGCGCUGCCGGAGGUCAAGAAAAGCAACAACGAAUAACUUACAAAGUUUUAUUUGCUGCUGAAACUUUUAAAACGGGAAAAAGUAAGCGAAUCCACGAUCGGCACAGGUAAUACAUACAACAUGGGGGUCUAUGACGAGAAGAAGGAAACAUGCGGGACCAUCUGUCUGAAGUACCUGCUCUUCACAUUCAAUUUCCUCUUCUGGCUGGCAGGGGGUGCUGUAAUGGCAGUGGGGAUAUGGACUCUGGUGGAAAAAAGUGAUUACAUCAGCCUUCUGUCGUCCAGCACCUAUGCAGCCUCUGCGUACAUCCUAGUCCUGGCUGGGACUAUUGUCAUGGUGACAGGAGUGUUGGGCUGUUGUGCAACCUUCAAAGAGCAAAGAAACCUACUGAGAGUGUACUUUGUCCUGUUGUUGUGCAUUUUCCUCCUGGAAAUUUUGGCUGGAGUCCUGGCCUACAUCUACUACCAGCAGUGUUUCCCUUUCUGCCAUGAGCUGAAUGAGGAGCUGAAGCAAAACCUAAAGGACACCAUGACAGAGAAGUACAAGCAGCCUGGUGAGGAGCAUGUCACCAGGGCAGUGGACAAACUACAGCAGGAGUUUAAGUGCUGUGGUAGUAACAGCUCCUCAGACUGGGCAGAAAGCAAAUGGCUGAAGUCUGCAGAAUCUGAUCAGAGGGUGGUGCCAGACAGCUGUUGUAAGACCCCCACACCACUCUGUGGCAGGAGAGACCACCCAUCCAACAUCUACAAGGUUGAGGGUGGCUGCAUCACCAAGCUGGAGAACUUCAUCUUGGAGCACCUGAAGAUCAUUGGAGCAGUGGGCAUUGGGAUCGCCUGCGUUCAGAUUGUGGGAAUGGUGUUUACCUGCUGCCUGUAUCGGAAUUUGAAGGCGGAGCCAUACUGAGUACAGUAGAAAGUGGUGGAGGGGCACAUAUUCACCACAUCCAUAGAGUAUAACCACUACAUGGCCUGAUGUUUAUUAAUUUAAUAAUCUGUAUAUGUGCCAUAUAGAUAUGGGUAGAAAUGGAGGUGUGUGAUAGUUUGGGAGCAAACAGACUCCAGCUGGGACACUGAGAGGUGACUUCAGGACCUUGCUCCUGGUCUCUUCAACCUCAUCUCCAGCCGUUUAGACAAAUUAGUCACUCAUCACUCAUUUUUUAUCAGUUAUUCUUCACCUUUUCAGUCCAAAGUAUAUCUGAGCUCCUAGGUAACUUCAUGUUCUCAUUCAGAAUAAGGCCCAUCAAACACAGAGGUAAUCUACCUUAGAGUGAAUGGAGGGGAAAAAAGUCUUGUUAAAGAGAUAUCGUGAAUUGAUUUUACCAUGUGACAGAGAAAGUAGAGAAAUGAGAAAAGAUGUGAGUGAUGUUAUGUGUGCAUGUCUGUUUCAUACAUUACCCUAUUUCAAUUCUGUCCUUAGUAGAACCCCCAGGUUGUAGUGAUACAUUUCAUAACACACAAUAAAUGGGGGGAUAACAUGUAGACCAUUUUAGUGGUUUUGUAAAGUGCAGCUUCUUCUAUAAAAAAGGGAUGUAAUUAUUAAGCCACAGACACACAAAUGCUGUCACUCUGAUUCAAGUUAUCAACUUUUAACUGUCUAAUCACAGGGAAAGAAGCCUUCCUGCGCUGUGAUUUUUAUUCUUUUUCUUUUCUUUUUGUGCCUUCAUAGUGUUUUUAAAGAUUGACGUGAUCAGUGCUUUUAUAAAGAGAAAAACAUAACAUAAAUG